Molecule: messenger RNA, 3300 nt
Organism: Trichophyton verrucosum HKI 0517
Lineage: Eukaryota; Fungi; Ascomycota; Eurotiomycetes; Onygenales; Arthrodermataceae
Exons: 6
Coding region: 1-3300 (1099 amino acids)
Biological process (GO): transmembrane transport
Cellular component (GO): membrane
Molecular function (GO): ATP hydrolysis activity; ATP binding; ABC-type transporter activity
Source: RefSeq, a predicted model, not a curated record
AUGGAGGAGGGCUACGGCGGUGCGUCGACGCUGGACGGGAUGUAUUUUGCUAAGCUUGUGCAAGAUACGCUGCCGUUGCUGGCGGCCGUCUACUUCUUCGGUGCAUAUUUCAUAACAAUUGUCUUUGCUCCUGGUAGCGAGAAAAAUAGUACCGGCUCGUCUCGCCGUUCCAAUGUUGUGAUCGGGUUUUUGAUAUCGACCGUCUUCCUGACUUAUAUUUGCUUACCAUCGUUUGUCUCUGCUGAACAGAUCGUGGACGCGGUAAACAAUCUCUCUUCCACCAUUGAAGGUGACGGGGCUGCCUUUGCAAAGGGCCAAAUUCUGUCCGAAUUGUCGUCAGGGCUUCUCUGGUUCACAACAAUAUUGCUGUACGCGGACAAACCACCACAGCCGGUGUCAUACCCUUUUUACGGCCAGUGGAUCAUAUAUCUCGUGUCAGAGAUCUCCCUGCUUCUGUGCCCUGCAAAUAUUUAUGCUCGAGCAAACAUUAUCAGCAUUCUAUGUCAAACCCUGAGAAUCAUCACCCUUUCACUGCUUAUUUGUGCUGCCUUUGGUCCCCGAGUCUUCCCAGGCAAGCAGACAAAGCUCGAUGAGGAAAAUUCGCCUUUACUUGCACAUGAGCAGUCGCUCAUUGCGGAUCCGGGUGCCACUGGUGCCCGUGUUAACGGGUCCGCAUAUGGGUCGUGUGACUCGGGUAUUUCAAACAACCAGUCAUCGAAAGACAAGCCAAAGGGCUCCAAGCCAAAAAUAGACGCUGAUGAUAGUGCGGACGAUGAGAAAAGAGGAGGCAUCUGGUCAUCGAUGAAGGACUUACGGGAGCUUGCGCCGUUCUUCUGGCCUUCAGGGAGACCACGACUUCAGCUCCUUUUCGGAGGAAUGAUCCUCUGUUUGAUAGCUGAGAGGGCAAUCAACCUUUUGAUUCCUAUUCAACUAGGGCUGAUAACCGAUAUCCUCAGCAAAUCUCAAGGUAACAAAACAAAGAAAGAAAGAAAACUCGUUCUUCAUAUAAUCCAUUGUGGUCGCUUACCCUGGGAACAAAUUUUAAUAUUUGCUGCACUCCGUCUUCUCGACUCCAGCGGAGGGUUACCUGCGCUGAGAAGGUUUAUGUGUAUGCCAGUUGACGAUUUCUCGUACCUGAAACUGAGUACAACAGCGUUCAAUCAUGUCAUGUCAUUAUCUUGUGACUUCCAUGACAACAAACACUCCGGCCGGCUAUGGACUGCGGUUAUCCGAGGACAGUCUGUUAAAGAUGUCAUACAUAGUAUUCUCUUUCUGGUCGCCCCAAUGAUCAUAGAUCUCGUGUUAGCCGUUGGCGUGCUUUACUACGUCUUUGAUGGCUAUAUGGCACUUGAUGUUGCGACAGUGAUGGUUCUCUUCCUAUGGUCGUCUAGCAAACUCGUCGCGAAACAGAAGGAUAAGCGGCGAGAGUGGAACGAGGCUCGGGGAGCAGAAUUUACUGCUCUAUUUGAAUCGACGGAGAACUGGCGCACUGUUUCCUAUUUCAGUCGAGUUCCCUAUGAGAUAUCCCGAUACUUGUCCCUGGUACAGGCCCAACUGAAAGCCAGGUUCAAAUUUCGAUUUUGGGAUCAUAUGGAGAAUGCGUCCCAAUCAGCCCUACUAAUAUGCGGACUUACCGCUGCUUGUUUCAUGGCAGCACAUCAUGUUUCCACAGGAGAGAAACCGAUUGGAAAUUUUGUUAUGCUACUGAGUUACUGGGCCCAGCUAUCCAGCCCGUUGCAAUUCAUCGCCAAUGGAUUCGGAGAGAUGGCCCGUGAUUUAGUCGAUGUUGAGGAGUUCCUCUCAAUUUUACGCCAAAAGCCCACUGUCCAGAAUUCUCCUGAUGCAAAACCUCUAAGAUUUGAAACUGGGAAUAUAAAAUUUACGGAUGUCAAUUUUUCGUACGAUGGAAAGAGAGGAGUACUCCGAAACAUCAACUUUCAAGCCAAAGCAGGUGGUACUACUGCAUUGGUUGGACAGACUGGUGGAGGAAAGUCAACAAUACUUAAGUUGAUAUUUAGAUUUUACGAUCCCACCCAAGGAAAGGUGGAGAUCGAUGGUCAGGAUGUUUCUGGAGUUUCUUUAGAAACACUCCGGGAGGGUAUUGGUGUGGUCCCACAAGAUCCAACACUUUUCAAUGCUUCAAUUAUGAGCAACCUACGCUACGGGAGGUUGGAUGCUACAGAUGAGGAGGUAAUGGAAGCCUGCAAGGCAGUUGCGCUCCAUGACAGAUUUAUGAGCCUGACAGACGGAUAUGACACUUUGGUAGGCGAAAGAGGUAUGAGAUUAUCUGGUGGAGAACUCCAGCGUGUUGCCAUUGCACAGGCUAUCUUGAAGAAUCCCAGAAUUGUUCUCCUAGAUGAAGCCACGAGCAGUGUCGAUAGCGAAACAGAGGCAGUGGUUCAAGAGAGUCUAAAGAAGCUCACCGCAGGUCGAACCACGCUUGUGAUCGCACAUCGACUCUCCACCAUUGUGAACGCAGACCGGAUUGUUGUCAUAAAUAAUGGCGAGAUUGUUGAACAGGGAACCCAUACUGAGCUGCUGCAGAAUCACGGAUACUACCGCCGCUUGUGUUUCCGCCAGGGAUUCCUAGAAGCCAGUGAAUCCGAUAGUGGCACCCCAUUCUCAGAGACUACUUGCUCGUGCCAUCAAUACCCAUCGAACGGAGAAAGGUCAUGGAAACCCGAUGCACCUGAAUUCGUUCCAAAGGCAUACAAAGCACCAGGAGGGAACCAGUCACAGUUCCCACUAAGCGAGUGUGAUCCGAACAGGCUGCAUCAAGAAGAUAAAGGUUUCUCAGAGUCGACUGUUGAUAUUUACGAAACAGAAACGGAUGACAGUUUUCACAUCGAAACUGGACCAGACCAGGAAAACUUUCAAGUAAAGUUUGCAGCAGAAUGCACCACGAAUACCAAUGAUCCUAGUCAGACUUCAAAGGGCGAUGCUAGACUGAGCCACGAUGAACCUAAGGUGUUCUAUCCCACUAUGAACGAGAAUGUAAGGGGCAAUUCCCUGGGGUUUGAUGAAACCUAUGAUGCUACGGCCGCCGAAGGACUCGAUGCUUCAAAGUGUGAUGCACAGGACAAACUUCGCAGGGGAUUAUCAAAGAGCGAACCCUCGAAUCUAGCAAAGGACAUUAGCAUUGAUGGUGAUGAGGACUCUGGUGACUGGCAAACUGUUGAAACCAAAACAACAGCCACAUCAGGCCCAAAAAAGGCGGUAGUAAAAAACCCAACGCGUCCUCGUCGUCGCAGAAACCGAAAAGGAAGAGAGAACUAUCAGAAAGCGGGAGUUCAGCCCUGA